Molecule: messenger RNA, 345 nt
Organism: Podarcis lilfordi (Lilford's wall lizard)
Lineage: Eukaryota; Metazoa; Chordata; Lepidosauria; Squamata; Lacertidae
Source: the annotation of a GenBank genome assembly
AUGGAGACCUGCCGGAGACCGGCGCCCCCCUCUCCAUUUUUUUGCGCUCGGAGGGGCCUGAAGGGCAAUAAUGUUCCAAUUAGAAACUGCAGCUCCAGCCAAGCUCUGCUCUAUGGAGCUAUUCAGCAGCGUCGCGUUGCGCCUGGCACGGCUGGCGCGAUCGUGGGGGAAGAUAUCUUAAUGUUAGUGGUGGGGAGGGAGACCCGGCGGAUUCAAGCGGGACGCAACAACAGCACAGGAUCCCCGGAGCUGGCAGGCGGCUCACACCGGGCUUGGGGGUGGGGAACGAAGGGUGAGAGGCUGGUGGCCCACAGCGUGGCUCAGUGGCCACAGGCUCGGACCUAA